This is a messenger RNA of Colletotrichum higginsianum IMI 349063, 249 nucleotides long. RefSeq names its product Peptidase m23b. The record is from RefSeq and is a predicted model, not a curated record. NCBI's taxonomy places the organism in Eukaryota, Fungi, Ascomycota, Sordariomycetes, Glomerellales, Glomerellaceae. Bases 1 to 249 code for a protein of 82 amino acids. The transcript has a single exon.
AUGCGGUCCGCCUCCAUCCUCGUCGCUCUCGCCGCCCUCGCCGGCAUGACCGCCGCCAAGCGCGACUGCAGAAGAGACAAAGCCAACCCCGGCCUGGGCUGGUACUGGAUCGUCCAGGGCGACACCCUCAACGAGAUCGCGGCCGACUUGGGCACCAGUGUUCAGAAGAUCGUAGACCUGAACGACUUCAUCACGAACCCAGACUCCAUCCCGUCCUGGAAGACCAUCGUCGUUCCCUGCAAGCCUUAG